Triticum urartu is the source of this 1843-nucleotide messenger RNA. RefSeq names its product UPF0481 protein At3g47200. The record is from RefSeq and is a predicted model, not a curated record. Lineage: Eukaryota; Viridiplantae; Streptophyta; Magnoliopsida; Poales; Poaceae.
CGAGGAAUGCUGGGGCACAGACUCCUACUUAUCUGUAGGCUAGCGUGCCAAACGAACUAACACCUGUUCAUAUCACUCACAAGUCACAAGGACGCCCGGGGAGCAGCGGAUAGCUACUCUCCUUUGUUGGCUUUGGAGCGCGAUGUCGUCAGAAAUCGCCCUUUCCACUAUCCGGUCUGGUGGCACGGACCUUGGCGCGAAUCGGGUGCCAGGAGCCUUGAAUCUGAACUUGGACUUGGAAGCAGGGAAACAAGUGGUGGCCAAAGAUAAGACGAGGUCCGGGAAUGUUCCCAAAGUUCGUGAGCAGCUCCGUAGCGCUGACGAAGACAGCUACACGCCACACAACGUGCCGAUCGGCCCUUACCAUGGCAAAUGUCCGUCAACUCCAUGGGUUCAAAAAGAGAAGCAGCGAUACGUGGGCUUCAUGCAAAAUCUCUCUGAGAAACACAAUGAUGGUGGCCUCAAGGGUCUAGUGGAGGAACUGGAGCCCCGAGCAAGGGACUGGUACGGGGACGGGGUCGACCGCAUGACCUCGGAAGAGCUGGCGAGGAUGCUGCUGCAUGAUGGGUGCUACCUGCUGGGUUGGUUGGGGAACUAUCCGGGCGUCCCUCAAACAUCCUGUAACGACUACAACGCGGUGUUUCGCGACACCCUUUACCUCAUUGAGAACCAGGUGCCAUUCUUUGUUCUUGACAAGAUUCACGCGCGGGCCACAGGAGGUUCCAGUUCUCUACUCCACUACAUGGCAACAUAUAUCAAGAGUCUGCUGAGCAGGGAGGGCCACAUCAGCACAGAGAAGAAGAGGCUGUCGGAGCCGCCAUCCCACCUGCUACACCUGGUGCACACAUUCUUCCGUCCAACCAAUGGACAAAUGGCAGAUCCUCCAGAGCGCCCAUACCAGCUGCUGCACCGAGUGCACGCGUACUUGAGCCCAACCAGCUGUUUGCAGCCAAAUGGUGAGCGUGAGCGUGAGGGCGACACGGGUCGAUGGCGUCGGGCGACGGAGUACUGCACGCAAGCCAACGUGCAGUUCAGGCGUCGGGACUUCGCGGCCGAUGUGACUUCGAUCCUCGACGUGCGCCUUAAAGGGGGCAAGCUGGACAUCCCCUGCCUGCAGGUCGACGGCAAGACCUGGACGCUCCUACGUAACAUGAUGGCGCUGGAGGAGCAUGCGGAGAUGACCCAGAGGCCCGUCACGGCCUACUGCCUCUUCAUGUCGCAGGUGGCGUGUACGGUGGAGGACGUCCGGCUCCUGGUUGAUGCAAAGAUCAUCCAACACUUCGAGAGCAGCGACAAGAUUGCCGCCCAAGGCUUUGCCAACCUCUGCAAGGGGGUGGUCAUGGACGUCGACAACAUUGACAGGAACUACCUCAAGCCCAUGUGGCACGACCUGGAAAAAUUAUGCGACAGCAAGGCGCGUAACCUCAGGGGAUCGUUCCGCCACAAGUACUGCAGCACUACUUUGCACCAAGUCGCAUUCGGUAUUACCGCCUUCCUGGCCAUCUGUCAGUUGCUGCAAUCCAUCUAUGCACCCAUCGCCUAUCAUUUCCCCAAACACUAGCUAGUGGCAGACGAGCUAGCUACCUGUUGACGUACGGUACUAGUUUUAUCAGCUGAUGAUAUAUAAUAAGAACCUGGCAGUGUCGCGACGUGUGAAUUGUUAGUUAUGACCUACUCAUUGUUUUUGUUAGUUAUCACUAGCAAAAGGGCCCGUGCGUUGCAACGGGGUAACAAAAAUAUGUAUUGACCACAUAUUACAAUGAGUAUUGCUAAAAAACUUAGUACAAAGAGUGAGUUGUUAAAAAAAACUCAGUACAAUGAGUGUUGAGUGCAUGAAGAUUUU